Messenger RNA from Heteronotia binoei (common prickly gecko), 4565 nucleotides. It is a transcript of the gene TALDO1, whose product is annotated as transaldolase 1. NCBI's taxonomy places the organism in Eukaryota, Metazoa, Chordata, Lepidosauria, Squamata, Gekkonidae. Gene Ontology annotation, molecular function: transaldolase activity. The transcript has 8 exons. Gene Ontology annotation, biological process: carbohydrate metabolic process; pentose-phosphate shunt, non-oxidative branch; pentose-phosphate shunt. The coding region runs from base 452 to 1465 and encodes 337 amino acids. The record is from RefSeq and is a predicted model, not a curated record. Gene Ontology annotation, cellular component: intracellular anatomical structure; cytoplasm.
GGGAGAAGAAGCCCACACAGACGCCUCACCUCUACUGUCCUUCCGCUGUCCUGCAAUUGGCUACUUCAUUCUCCCUACGCGGCUAUCUCCAGCUCUCGCGCUACCCCUUAGUUCUACGAUAAACGGCCGCCUGCGAUUGGCACUAAACCGAAGCAAGGGGGGGGGAAAUUCCCCUGGUGCGCAUGCGCGCUUAUUCUUCCCUGGGCUGUCGCUCAGCAGUCCCCUCCCCCUUUCCUGUGGAGGCUUGGGGGUAAAGUCAGAAUAAGGAAACCGGGUCAAUUUAGGAGCCAGCACUAGCCUGCUUGACCCCGCCCCUUCAUUAAUCCUCGCGCGGCCGUCAGUUUCGCUUGUCUGUGGCAGUGUUGGGUGGCGCGAGGCGUCCGCAGCUUCUCGGAGGGUAUAUAAGGGUCUCGCGAGGCGCAGUUGCGCCCUCUCACUUGGUCAAAGGGCCAUGUCAGUUUCGCCCGUGAAGAGGCAGAAGAUGGAGUCGGUGCUGGAGCAGCUCAAGCAGCACACCACGGUGGUGGCCGACACCGGGGACUUCCAUGCCAUUGAGGAAUAUAAGCCUUUGGAUGCUACUACCAAUCCUUCCCUGAUACUGGCUGCUGCCCAGAUGCCAUCUUACCAGCAGUUAGUGGAAGAUGCUAUUGCAUAUGGAAAAGAACUUGGUGGGUCAGAAGAUGAUCAGGUUACAAAUGCUUGUGACAAGCUUUUUAUAUUAUUUGGUGGAGAAAUAUUGAAGAGAAUACCUGGCCGUGUGUCCACAGAGGUAGAUGCAAGGUUGUCAUUUGACAAGGAAGGCAUGGUUAAGAAGGCUAGACACUUCAUAGAUCUUUAUAAGGAAGUAGGAAUUAGUAAAGACCGCAUCCUUAUCAAACUGUCUUCAACAUGGGAAGGCAUCCAGGCUGGCAAAGUUCUCGAAGAACAAUAUGGGAUCCACUGCAACAUGACAUUACUGUUUUCCUUUGCUCAGGCUGUUGCCUGUGCAGAGGCAGGUGUUACACUCAUUUCACCUUUUGUUGGGCGUAUCCUGGAUUGGCAUGUUGCAAAUACAGACAAAAAAGCUUAUGAGCCAUCAGAGGACCCAGGAGUGAAAAGUGUCACUAAAAUCUACAAUUACUACAAAAAAUUUGGUUACAAAACUAUCGUGAUGGGAGCUUCAUUUCGAAACACUGGAGAAAUCAAAGCACUCACUGGCUGUGACUAUCUCACCAUUUCUCCCAAGCUUCUGGGAGAGCUCAGUAAAGAUACCAGUAAGCUAACUCCAACGCUCACUGUCAAAGAAGCCCAGGCAUCUGACUUUGAGAAGAUCCAUCUAGAUGAGAAGACAUUCCGUUGGCUUCACAAUGAAGACCAAAUGGCUGUGGAGAAAUUGUCUGAUGGGAUCAGAAAGUUUGCUGCUGAUGCCAUUAAACUGGAACGGAUGAUAAAGGAACGAAUGUUCAGUGCUGCAAAUGGAAAGUAGAGAAACCAAAGUUCUUCUAUGUGGAAUGGGUGUACAAAUGCUAUGUUGCAUAUGAAUGAAUUUUCUGUAUCCUAAGCUUUUUAUGUAGAUUUGUAAACAGAAGGCUUUCAAUGUUUGUGACACUUUUAUAUAUCAAAAAUCCACUCCUUGGGGGUGGACAGACAUUUCCACUGAGAAUUAUAAAUUUGCAAAUGACUUGGCUACCACUAAUUGAUGGGGAAGGCUUUCUCCCCUCAAAUAUUAAUAAUUUUAAAAGAUUUUAUCAAUGUUUCCAUUAUUCAUACUUUUGAAGUACAGUGGGUACAAUGUUCCAUUCCAGGAAGUAUAAAACAACACCUUUGCUCCAACUUUUGUCCUGAAAAUGAGAACUGUGUUUGGAAUAAGGAAUUCUGAGAGAGUGUUUGAGGAAUUUGUACUAUAGUAAGUAAGUGCUAAAGAGUAGCUAUUUUUCUAUGGAGGAAGGCCAUGGAUUAUUAACAUGGAUGCAGUAAUGGGCUUAAAUCACAGCAGUUCAUUUUAGACAUCACACCAAGCCAUGGACGUUCAACUGCCUUAAUACGACAUCUGAACACAUAUUCACAACUGACCAUCAAUCCAAACUUGCCAAAUUUGGGUGUGUGUAGCUAUGUCUUCGUGAUGUUUAAUAUACCAUUGAAUUAUCGCUACUGGUUUGCCCUCUAAAUUUUAGAAAUAGAAUGUUUAGGAGGUGGAAAAUUAAAAUAUACAAGCAGCUUUUAAUCAUGAUUUGUACAGCUGGAAGCCCAAAUUGUGGUUUGGCUUUUAAGCUAUCAUUAGUGCAGAUCAGUUUUCCUAACUGAGCCCCAAUGAAUAUUAAUUCAUUGGGGCUCAGUUAGGAAAAUUAAUAUUCAGUCUUGCGAACAAAAAAGCUUUGCAGUAAUAUGGAAUGGUAAGGUAGUACAUAUAGGAGUAAGAAAGACUAUAAAAUAGGAGUCAGCAUACUCUGCGAGUUCUCAGAAUCAAACUACUAUGUUCCAUUUCCAGGACUCACGUUUUGAUCAGAGACAAUGCUUUAAUUUUGCCUAUCUCAAAAAUAUCAUCAAUCGACAUUCCAGCUUUCAUCAGUUUCUCAUCCAGGGCCUUCCGCCACAUUGCUUUGUGUGUAUCCUGAUUUAAAGCAGCUAACAAAACAUCUUCAGCAUAGAGCUGUUUUAAUCUCAGUUUGAGGGCAAAUGCUCCCAAGUAUAUCUGUCCAGAUUCUGCCUGUAAUAUGAUGGUUUGAUGCACAGCAGAGAAUAUCCAAUAUUUUCCUUAAGAACUGGGCUAGUGGUUGGUCAAUAUUAUCAGAGAUAGCUUUAAUCCAAAUAGCUGAACCAUAAAAAAUGAGGGGAACUGCUUUCAAAUUAAAGGCUUGCAUGACUCCAGGAAUACAACCCCACUUUAUUGUGGAAGAACCUAUUUAUGGUGCUUGUGUAAGCUUGAUUUGUGAAGGGCUGUUCUGAAUUACUGUGUGCAAGAUAGAUCUGCUGAAAACAGAUUCCUCAAAUAGGAAGUCCGACCCUGUUUGGGACAAAAUCACUGCAUUAUCUGCAUAAAGCAAAAUAGGUACACCAAUCUCAGCUAAUUUGGGUGGAUGGCAGUAAUAAUCAAAAAUCAAUGCUGUGUUUAAAUAUAAAUUAAAUAGGAAAAGUGCCAACAAGUAUCCCCCACAAACCCCCUUUUCCAAAUUAAAUGAUUUGUCUAAUUCCCAUCAUAUCGAUAUCAUACUUGGGCAGUCAAACCUGAGUAUGUGUUGAAUAAGUCCUAGGAGCCUUUUCUUUAUGAUGGUUUAAGUUUGUUCCACAAUCUAGGGCAAUUUAUGGGGUUGAAGGACCCCCUGAGGUCAAUAAAAGCCACAUGUAAUCUUCCCCCCUCCUUUAAAAUGAAUAUUUUUCAGCCAGGUGAUAAUUAGGCAAAGGUCAUAUGAUGAGGAACCCCACCUAAAUCCUAUGUUCACGCCCUAGUAUGGUUUCUGAUUCCAUCAAACCCAGGAGCUUCUUUAGUAAGUAAGCAGAAUAUAAUUUUCUUAGAGAAGACUGAUUGGUCAAUAGCAGGAUGGGCCACUUCUGGGUCCCUUUUAAAAUAUCAGGAUAAUAAUAGGAUGUUUCCAUAAACCAGGUAUUUGUGCACUGAUGUUAAUUUGUGUGGAAAUGGGCCAGGAUGCUAUUGCACCAAGAGGAAUAGUGAUAGAUGCACUAGGAUCAUUAGCAUCGGAGAAUAGCCUCUUAAAAUAGACUUCCCACAUCAAAGAGGCAAUACAGCAUGGGAUUUUAGAGGCUGGGUUUAUAGUAGCACUGAUGAUACAGUAGAAGACUUUAUUGUCAUCAUUAUUGCUAGUUGAAAGAAGAUAUUUCUAUUUAGAGAAACUGGGACCAAUUUUGUAGCUUUUUUGAAUUGAGUUUGGAUUAAGACCAAGAAGAGCAUAGCCCUUUAAUUUUCUGAAAGAUUGGCCAUUUAACUUAACAGGGAAAUUUUCCAAUGGACUUCUGCCUUACAGGGCUGCUAGUGGCUAGGAGCAAGCAGAGCCAAGCCUCUGCAACUCGGCCCAGACCCCUCAGUCAGCCAGGGCAGUUUGUGUCAGCUCACCAACGGUCUCCUCCUGCACUGCUUCCACUUUGGGAGUUGAUGCAGUGGGUGAGCUAAUAAUGCCCAUUAUUAGCCCCACUGAGCUGAGUGAUCCUGCAGUGUUGGCUUAAAGCACAGCAGAAGAUGCUCAGCUUGAAACCUCAGGGCUGUUUCACUUCCCAGCCCUUUCCCAGUAAGUGGUUUGGUGCUGUGUAGGGUCAUUGCUGCCUCCACUGCAAAUAGCAUUGCUAGCCUGGUCAGAUAACUACAUGAGCAUAUGGAGUACUGCAGCUGGGACAACUUGCCUCUGUGGUCAACCACUGGGAGCAGAUGGGUGAGUGGGUGGGUGUGGCUAGAGCCAGAGCCUUCUAGAAAUGCCAGGUAAUAAUGUCAUUGGUUGCAACUUCAGACUGUCCACCAUUGCAUUCAUUGUAUCUAGUAAUGUCUUUGGUGCAAAAUCUUCCAACUCAAUUGCUGUAAUUUUGUUUUUCUUACCUGUUAUCUUGGUUACUCAACAUGCCACAAUUUUAAUACCUAA